UGGGCGCUGAUUCUCGGGAACUAACUUCCAGACGUUAUGUAUUUGUAAAGUUAAAAUAUUGAAUUUGCCUCUUUAAAAUACAAAAUGUAUUUUUUUGGUGAUUUUCUUUUAAAUAUACCUUGAUGACUGUUAAAUAAGUUUUCUUAUUUAUAAAGUAUAAAAGUAAAUUUUACUAAAAAUGGUUCGGUUUAAAUUUUCGUACAUAUUACCUUUAAUGUUAGGAAUUAUAAUUAUUUUAUUUUUUCUAUAUUUAUUCGAUAAAUCAACUUUUAUUCUAUUUAUCGAUAACCCGUUAACAGAACUUCCAAGUCAAUCCAGAAAUUUAUUCCAAACUAGAAAAAAUAUUGAAGUUGUAGUUGCAGUAGUUGUUUGUGGUAAAAUAACUACUGAAGCUUUAGUUAUGAUAAAAUCAGCUAUCGUCUUUCGCGGUGAUGCUAAUCUUCGAAUUAUCAUUGUUGCAGAGAAAAAUAUUCAACAAGAUUUUGAUGAAACUCUUCGAGAAUGGAAAUUACUAACAAAUGAUUCUUUUACUUACGAGAUUCACAGUAUUACUUUUCCUAAAGAACAUUCAAAUGAAUGGAAAAAGUUAUUUCAACCAUGUGCAUCUGAGCGACUUUUCUUACCUUCAGUUUUAAGUCAUUUAGAUUCCGUUCUGUAUGUUGACACUGAUACAUUAUUUUUGAAUAAUGUGAUGGAUGUUUGGAGACACUUUGCACUAAUGAACUCAUCUCAAUUGGCAGCUUUGGUACCAGAACAUGAAGAUAUGAAUGUUGGAUGGUACAACAGAUUUGCUAAACAUCCUUACUAUGGAAAAUUAGGAUUAAAUUCUGGUGUUAUGUUAAUGAACCUCACAAGAAUGAGAGCAUUUAAUUGGGUUGAUAAACUUGAACCAAUUUUAGAAAAAUAUAGAAAGCAGCUAACUUGGGGUGAUCAGGAUAUUAUUAAUAUAAUAUUUCAUGAUUAUCCUGAUAAAGUGUAUGUUUAUCCUUGUCGAUAUAACUAUCGAUCAGAUCAUUGUAUGUACAUGAGUAAUUGUAAAUCUGCAGAAGAAAACGGUAUUGCAGUUCUUCACGGUUCAAGGUCAACAUUUUGGACAAACAAACAGCCUGCUUUUCGAGCUGUUUAUCGAGCUAUAUAUCAAUAUCAACUUGGGAGUGAUCCAACUACAUACCUCUUAGAACCAAUGGUUAGUUUAUUAAAUGAAACUAUAAGUUCGAAUUGUGGCCGCCUUGCUCCAAUAUUUACUUAUAAUAUGAGACAACUAUUUAACACACAAUAAUAGUAUAUAUAAUGGCAAGAAAAAUAGACUUUUAAAUUACUAAAGUAUCAAAUUAGAAAUUCUAUUUUGGUUUUGUUUGUAUAAAGCAAAUUAUUGGAUCUCGUUUAAAUUUUUGAAGUUAAUAACUUCAGUAUUACAAAUUAUCACUAUUUUGUCUUAAAGACAGAUAGAUUUAUUAAUUAGUUAUAAGAUUUAGAAAGUAAUCAAUUAAAACUUUUUUAAUUUUUGUUACAUUUUUAUAUUUUAUUUAAUGCAAUUGUUACUGGAUAGUUACAUGAUCAAAUAUUUUAUUUCUUAUUUGUUUUGAAUGACCAUUUGCAAAUUUUUAAUAUUAAGUUAUAAAUAGUUAUAUUUUAUAUCAGAUAAUUUAGUUUAAUUAAUUUGUAUAAUGCUGUGAUAAUUAUUUUGCACAAUAUAUAAGUAUAACUUUAAUUACUAGUUAAGUUAGUGUUAAUAUGAAUCACUAAUGCCAUUUUUUUACUUAUCUAUGUUAAAAAAUGUUUAUACUUAUGAUGAUGGAACACAAUAUAUCUUUAACAAAUAUUAUAAUUUUGAUAUGAUUACAAAUAAAAAAAUAAUAUUUAUUUUAUUUUAAUA
Molecule: messenger RNA, 1876 nt
Organism: Daktulosphaira vitifoliae (grape phylloxera)
Lineage: Eukaryota; Metazoa; Arthropoda; Insecta; Hemiptera; Phylloxeridae
Gene: shams
Product: glucoside xylosyltransferase 1
Exons: 7
Coding region: 179-1279 (366 amino acids)
Biological process (GO): protein O-linked glycosylation via N-acetylgalactosamine
Molecular function (GO): UDP-xylosyltransferase activity
Source: RefSeq, a predicted model, not a curated record